AUGACUUUUGUAAAUAGAAUUGGUAAUAUCUUAAAGAAAUCUGUAACUUCCAAUCCAUUAUUUCAAACAACAAGGUGGAUGCCAUCCUCAAAAGUUUUUGUUGGAGGACUUUCAUAUGACACAAAUGAUCAAAGUCUGAGAGAAGUAUUUAUUAGUUUCGGUGAAGUGGUUCUUAUCAUGGAUAGGGAAACUGGACGGUCCAAGGGGUUUGGAUUUGUGACAUUUACUUCUAGCGAAGAAGUCUCUACUGCCAUUAGUGGCAUGGAUGGAAAGGAUGUUUAUGGCCGGAUGGUUAGAGUUAAUUAUGCUACUGAUCGAAUGUAUGAAUUUCGUGGUGGUGGUGGUGGUGGUUAUGAUGGAGGUAGCUAUGGUAGUGGUGGCUAUGGUGGCAGGGGUGGUGCUUUUGGAGGUGGUUAUGGUGAUUAUUUUGGUGCUACUCUUACCAAACAGUUUCAGAAGUUCCUUGCAUCUUAG
Molecule: messenger RNA, 474 nt
Organism: Zingiber officinale
Lineage: Eukaryota; Viridiplantae; Streptophyta; Magnoliopsida; Zingiberales; Zingiberaceae
Product: glycine-rich RNA-binding protein 3, mitochondrial-like
Exons: 1
Coding region: 1-474 (157 amino acids)
Molecular function (GO): RNA binding
Source: RefSeq, a predicted model, not a curated record